AUGAAGUUCCGUCGUACGGCAUCCACCCUCCCAAUUAUCGCACGGCACCGAAAUCUGCGGGUCGUAAUCGUGAAGAAAAACAGUAUCGCAAUGAAGCGUGUGCUUAGGCUGGAGGAUAUCAUUGUGCAUGGGCAUUCGGUGACGGAAGGCGUCGUGAAAUUUCCUCCAGGAAUAGGUACAAUGGAAUUGAUGCCACAUCCGUGGCCCCCAAAGAAGAGAAUGGUCCCCACGUUCCCAUUCCUCGCGUGGCACCUCCUCGGUCGGAAGGGUUUCAUUGCUCAGGUAGAAAUGCCAAUCCAUUCUCUGCAGGAAGUCGUUUACCAAGUCAGCGUGGUAACAUUCUGGCCGCUGCCACGCCCAGGACAUUGGAUCGAAGAUGCAGCCCAGCUCCCGGGCCUCUGCAAUGCAUUUCCCAAAAUGGCCGAAUUCAUACCCAGUCGCUUGAUCCGAGGGUCAACAUAG
This is a messenger RNA of Aspergillus oryzae RIB40, 462 nucleotides long. RefSeq lists its product as uncharacterized. The record is from RefSeq and is a predicted model, not a curated record. NCBI's taxonomy places the organism in Eukaryota, Fungi, Ascomycota, Eurotiomycetes, Eurotiales, Aspergillaceae. The transcript has a single exon. Bases 1 to 462 code for a protein of 153 amino acids.